Chrysemys picta bellii (western painted turtle) is the source of this 3894-nucleotide messenger RNA. RefSeq names its product N-acetylneuraminate pyruvate lyase (gene NPL). Lineage: Eukaryota; Metazoa; Chordata; Testudines; Emydidae. Gene Ontology annotation, biological process: N-acetylneuraminate catabolic process. The record is from RefSeq and is a predicted model, not a curated record. Gene Ontology annotation, molecular function: N-acetylneuraminate lyase activity.
ACGACCAUAAUACUUAACAAGGGUGACAAGGAACCAGGUCUGCAAUGGGCAGUGGGGGGCCCGGCGGGGCUUUAACGCCGCAGCCCUGGGCACGGAGCACCCCCAUCCGGAGAAGAGCAGUUUGAUCGGGGAGCAAAUCCUGCGGCUGGGGUCCUGGGGAUGAUGAGUGCCGGCUUAGGGCAGGGCUUCAGCUGCUGUUAGUGAGCAUGUGCGGCCCCUCCAGGCAUGCUCAGCAAUAAAAAGGAAGCCACAGCGGCUCGAGGGAGCAGAGUCAGACACCAGACCAGUCUCGCUGCCGAGGUCCAGGGGAGGCAGCGCGGUGUGCUGGCCACAGGGGCUCACUCUGCAGCUCCAUGGCAUCCCCAAAGAGAUUGCAGGGUCUCACAGCAGCUACAAUCACUCCAAUGACUCCAGAUGGAGAAAUUAACCUCUCUGUGAUUGGGCAAUAUGUGGAUUAUCUUGUAAAAGAGCAGGGUGUGAAGAACAUUUUUGUGAAUGGCACAACAGGAGAAGGGCUGUCACUGAGCACCCAGGAGAGGAAGCAGCUGGCAGAGGAGUGGGUGACCAAAGGGAAAAACAAGUUGGAUCAUGUGAUCAUUCACGUGGGAGCAUUAAGUCUACCAGAGGCAAAGGAACUGGCCAAACAUGCAGCUGCAAUAGGAGCCAGUGGUAUCGCUGGGAUCGCACCCUUUUUUUUCAAACCUACAAACAAAGAUACACUGGUUGCUUUCUUACGGGAAGUUGCAUCUGAAGCCCCUGGCAUUCCAUUUUAUUACUAUCACAUUCCUCCUUUAACAGGUGUAAAGAUUCGUGUUGAGGAGCUGCUGGAUGGUAUAAAAGAACAGAUCCCCACCUUCCAGGGGGUGAAGUUCAGUGACACAGACCUCUUGGACUUUGCACAGUGUGUGAAGAACAACAAAGAGCAAUUUGUGCUACUCUAUGGGGUGGAUGAGCAUCUGCUGAGUGCACUGGCAAUAGGAGCAUCUGGGGCAGUUGGAAGCACAUACAACUAUCUGGGCAAAAAAAACAACUUGAUGUUGGAGGCUUUUGCAAAGCAAGACCUUGCAUUAGCACAACGGUAUCAGUUCUGUACUGGAGAAUUUCUCAGCUUUGUAUUCAAACUAGGUUUUGGUGUUGCACAGACUAAAGCAGUCAUGACUUUUACCUCAGGGAUUCCAAUGGGUCCCCCACGGCUUCCACUCCUGAGUGCCUCUGUAGAUUUUAUUGAGAAAGCAAAAGCUAAAAUGGAGAGCCUGAUUGUGUGACUGUCCCAGCAGUUGAUCUGAUAUUAAUGUGGAUCUGGAGGUUUGGGGCCUCUGCUUUCGUGAUUCAUCACUCAAAGGGUUCUCCUUGGGGGACACACUGACUCAAUGAGAUUUCCAUCAGUGAAUUUGUAAUAAGUGGUUUCCUAACAGGGAUGGCCUUGUUAGCCUAUGUCUUGCUUUCUUUCCUUUAGCAUUACCCAAAGGGGGAACCUUUUAUAAUACAGGUGAAUUCUGUUUAUCUGAAUGGCCUGGAGGACAUCAGAGACCUUUGGAUAACCAGGUGUUCAGAUAAAUGGAAGUGCUAUUUUUAGCUGCAGUUUCACAGGUCUGGUCUACACUUCAAACUGAGGUCAGCCUAGCUACGUUGUUAAGAUGCCCUAAUCUCUCUGGUAGAUGUGGCUAGGUUAAUGGAAGAAUUCUUCCGUUGACCUAGCUACUACCUCUCGGAGAGGUGGAUUACGCCUAUUGAGGGGAAACCCCCUUCUGUCGCUGUAGGAAACGCCUACGCUAUGGUGCUCCAGCGGCACAGUUCCAGUGCCAUAUCAGUGCUGCCUGAGUGGCUGUAGUGUAGACAAAGCCACUGUUUCAUGCUGCAGUGAUGCCAGACCCAGAGGGAGGAGGGGCAAAAAGGAUCUGGUAUCGCUGCGGAAUGAAAGGGCAGGGGGGUGAGGGGGAAGGCAAAGAGGAGGAUGACAGAGAAAAGAAAGGAGGUAGAGGGGAAGGAGCCGCAGGAGACAGGAGCCUUCUUGACAGCCCAGGAUUCCACAAGCACCAGUACAAAUACUGUAGUGAGGGGUACAGCUGCCUGGCUCCCUCCCCCACAGCUGUAAGUGCUAGAACCAAGGAGGUUUUUGUCUCCUGCAGCUAUUUCUCCCCUCUCUUAACUACAUUUUGGAUCCCCAAGAGUGUGAUCUGAAAGAACAGUGUAUUUCCCCCAUGCACUUAAUGAGCCGCUAAGAGGUUAUCUGAAUGAGCACAAUUAAUCGGGAUAUUCAGUUAAUUGAAAUUUGAACUUUGCCUGUAGUUGCCUCUGCCCUAUGGUGCACAAAAGCAAGGUAUGCUUCUAAAGAAGCAAACGUAUAAGGGUAUGCCUGUACGGAAAAUGCUACAGCAGCACAGCUGCAGUACUUCAGCGUAGACACUACUUACCCCGAUGGAAGGGGUUGACAUAAGUUAUACCAACAUAAGUGGUAGUGUAGACAUAGCCUGACUCUCUGCUGAGGAGGAAGGUUCCUUGCUGGAAUUCUGAGUUCCUCUGGAAAGGGAAGAGGACUCUCCGACUUCCAGAAUUUCCAUCUACUAUGACAGUCCCAACCCCCUCCCUCUUACCCCCCCCCCCGACACUUUUUUAUGAUGCUGGGACAUGGGUGAAGUAAUGUGCCUCUUGUACUCUGACAUGACAUCAUUCUGCUCAGCCUGGUAUUUUAGUGCAGCUGUUAUGUCAUAUAAACCUAUAAAAACUCCAUUUUUACCAGUGAGUAAAAGGAAUCAGGUUAAUGUGCCCAGAACUCCCAGAAGACAUUCUUCUUCCAUAAGCUUCUUUCCCUUUAUCUCUCCCCUCCAUUUUCUUGCUCUCCCUGUAUUUCCUCAAACAAAAAAAUUAACUCUUUUGUGACAGAAGGCACUUGCUCCAUCUUGUUUCCAGCAUGUGCUGGCUAAAGCAGCACCAGGAAUUGAACCAGAAGUUCUACAUGGCAAUGCAAAGCACUACCACUUCUUACAAAUGUCACUUAUUGCUGAUGUUAAGGGGCCCUCUACACAUAUUGGACCUAAUGCACCACUACACUCUGUGUAUUUGUUUACACCUUGGCAAAAUGCUACCAUCUAGGUACCUGGAGAAUUUUGAUUUGAUAGCAUUUUAUACCCACUUUGCAUAGGUAAGAAUGACUGCACGUACAAGGCAGGGAGAAUCAGGUCUGAGAAUCUGAUCUGUUGCUAUUUUAGUAUCCAAGGAUUCUGGGUAACCUGGAGAGGAACAUUCCAUUAACUUCUUCAGUUUGGCAGUAAUAAUCUCACUUUCUAUCUGCAGAACACAAACUGUAGAAGCCCUGACUGAGUUAGAUGAUUGACAAGAUUUUUCUCCUGAAUCUGUAAGGCAUGUAGGUAAGCUUCCCUGGUGGGUCAAACAUGGAAGAAGGUGGCCUCUGAAAUAGCAAAGAGCACUGCACAUUUGAAACUGUUCCUUGCACAACCAACCAUUGAUUGGCGCAAGCGUGCUGAGAGCCAACAUGAUAAAAAUCAUAGAAAAAAAUAAGACUGUGCACACUCCCAGAUUCAGCUAUUUUAGGAGAACUCUACUGUGUAUUCCUUAAAGCUUUUACUUUGAUGUUUUUAGGUUCUCUAAUCCAAAUGAGAUUCUCUAUUGCUGUUCCAAUGUUAUGCACAUAACAAUACACUGUUACUUACUUUCUGCAUAUUUUAAUAUAAUGUAUAGAUGCAUCUAAGCAUGAGAUCUUCAAUUGAAUAACUUUUCUAACAGACCCAAAUUAUUCCUGGUAUUUUAAGUCUGUCUUGGUCUGCUUAUACAAAUCUCCAGAUAUUAAACUGUGUUUACAUCUGAAAUUUUGUUUAACGUUUCAAUGAAAUUUCUGUAUAUUUUCUUAGUGAUCAUUAAAAGCAUUCUUAAAAA